Tachyglossus aculeatus (Australian echidna) is the source of this 2429-nucleotide messenger RNA. Its product is annotated as solute carrier family 22 member 6-like. The transcript is spliced from 10 exons. Lineage: Eukaryota; Metazoa; Chordata; Mammalia; Monotremata; Tachyglossidae. Gene Ontology annotation, biological process: transmembrane transport. The coding region runs from base 346 to 2016 and encodes 556 amino acids. Gene Ontology annotation, molecular function: transmembrane transporter activity. The record is from RefSeq and is a predicted model, not a curated record. Gene Ontology annotation, cellular component: membrane.
AGAUCCGUCCCGAGUCCCAGCGACCGAGGCCCAGCGUCAGGGGAGGUGGGUGAGGGAGACUCCAGGCCCAGGCACUCCUGAGGGGUCAGAGGGCCGGCCUGCCCCUGCUGGGGUGCUUGUCCCCACCCUGUGGAGAAGGAGCCGGCUCCCUCCGGAGUGAGGGUCCGGGCCGUUGCGGCGUCCAAAGAGGAUCCCCGUCAGUGCCCGUUCCCUCCCUGCCUCCAGGAGGCAAGUUCCGAGUGGGCACUCGCCACUCGGAGGGCCGGAGAGAGCGGAAGGUCCCUCGGUCCACGUGGUCCCCGGCCCGCCGCCCACCUCCGACGUCGCACCUCCGCCUCCGGCACCAUGGCCUUCGCCAAACUCCUAGAGCGGGUGGGAGGGACGGGCCGCUUCCAGUGGAUCCAGGCCUCUCUGGUCAUCCUGCCGGUACUCCUGAUGGCCUCCCACAACACCCUGCAGAACUUCACGGCCGCCGUCCCGCCCCACCGCUGCCGGGUCCCCCCCGGCGCCAACCUGAGCGGGCCGGACGGGCCGGACGCCGAAGCCCAGCUGCGGGCCUGGGUGCCCUGGGAUGACCAGGGGAGGCCGGAGUCGUGCCGUCGGUUCCGCGGGCCGCAGUGGGGGCUGCUGGCCAACGUCAGCGGGGACGCCGGCCUGGCCACCGAGCCCUGCGCCGACGGCUGGGCCUAUGACCGCAGCACGUUCCCCUCCACCAUCGUGACCGAGUGGGAUCUUGUGUGCGGUCACAGGGCCUUGCGCCAGCUGGGUCAGUCCUUGUACAUGGCCGGGGUGUUGGUUGGCGCUGUGGUGCUUGGGAACCUGGCAGACAGGCUGGGCCGGAAAAAGGUGCUGAUUUGGUGUUACCUGCAGACUGCAGUUUCGGGGACCUGCUCUGCUUUCUCCCCCAACUUAACUACUUACUGCAUCUUUCGCUUCCUCACGGGCAUGGCCCUGGCAGGCGUCGCGCUCAACGCCAUGACGCUCAAUCUGGAGUGGAUGCCCGUACAAUGGAGGGCGGUCACGGGGACCCUGAUCGGUUACACCUACAGUCUGGGCCAGUUCCUCCUGGCGGGCCUGGCCUACGCCGUCCGGCCCUGGCGCUGGCUGCAGCUGCUGGUCUCUCUGCCUUACUUUGUCUUCUUCCUCUACUCCUGGUUCUUCAUCGAAUCGGCCCGCUGGCACGCCUCGGUGGGGAGGUUGGACCUGACUCUGAAGACCUUGCGGAAGGUGGCCCGGAUUAACGGGAAGAGGGAAGAAGGGGAAAAGCUGAGCAUUGAGGUGUUGCAAACCAGCUUGCAGAAGGAACUGGCCAUUAACAAGGCCAAACACAGCGCUUUGGAUCUGGUGCGGGUCCCCCACCUCCGAAAGAUCUUUUUCUGCCUCUCCCUGGUAUGGUUUGCCACCAGCUUUGCCUACUACGGCCUGGUCAUGGACUUGCAGAACUUUGGGGUCAGCAUCUACCUGGUCCAGAUCAUCUUCGGAGCCGUGGAUCUGCCGGCCAAGCUGGUGGGCUUCCUGAUCACCAACUACGUGGGCCGCCGCAUCGCCCAGAUGGUUUCGCUGCUGCUGGCUGGGGUCUCCAUUCUGGCCAACGUGUUCGUGCCCAAAGCCCUGAUGACCCUGAGGACUGUACUGGCCGUGCUGGGGAAGGGCUGUUUGGCCGCCUCCUUCAACUGCGUCUUCCUCUACACCGGAGAGCUCUAUCCCACCGUCAUCCGGCAGACGGGCCUGGGCACGGGCAGCACCACGGCCCGAGUGGGCAGCAUCGUGUCUCCGCUGGUGAGCAUGGCCGGAGAGCUCUACCCCUCCAUGCCCUCGCUCAUCUAUGGGACCGUCCCCCUCGUAGCCGGCGUGGCCGCCUUCUUCCUGCCGGAGACGCUCAACGUGCCGCUGCCCGACACCUUGGAGGAGAUGGAGAAUGGGAGUAGGAAGAACAGAUGGCGGUUGCGACAGCAACAGGAGCAGCUGCAGGCAAUCCCCCUCAAGACCCCUGAGCAGGAAAAGUUCGGGAUCUGAGGAGGGCCGGAGAGCCGGACUUCGGGUCUGGGGCCCUGACCGAGGCAAGAGGCGAAGGCCCCGUGGCACCUAGCUGGUCCUGGCCAGCUUGGGGGGACCUGCAUGAAGAAGGACCUGCAGCAGGGCUGGGCCCGCCCAACUCUGGAAUGGAAAAAGCAACAAAGACUGGAAAAAAACAUUCCCUUUCCCCUAACCUCUUUCCUCUUCCUCCCCGCUCCAUCUCUGUCUUCUCUUCCCUUAUCCUCACUGUCUUUUCCCCUCCUUCUCAGAUAACUCACAUUUUCUAAUCUUCUCCCCUUCCCCCUCUUUCUUCCCUCCUUCCCCCUCUAUCCUCCCUUCCUCCGCCUCUCUGGUAGAUUCCCCUUCCCUCUUACACCUCCCAGAUUUCUGACAUUAAAAGAUUUGACUGCGUA